AUGGCUGGAAACAUCACCUUCGACGACUACCUCGGCCUCACCACCGCUCUCUUCGAAUGGGCCGAUUCCUACGACUCCAAAGACUGGGCCCGCCUCGCCAAAUGCAUCGCCCCAACCCUCCGGAUCGACUACCGCUCCUUCCUCGACAAGAUAUGGGAUGCGAUGCCCGCGGACGAGUUCCUCGCCAUGGCAUCCGACCCGACCGUCCUCGGCGACCCGACGUUGAAGACCCAGCACUUCAUCGGCGGCACGCGCUGGGAGAAAGUGUCUGAGGACGAGGUCAUCGGCUACCAUCAGCUGCGCGUCCCGCAUCAGAAGUAUACUGACGCGACACUGAAGGAGGUGGCGGUGAAGGGGCAUGCGCAUUCGACGAAUAUUCAUUGGUAUAAGAAGGUCGAUGGCGUGUGGAAGUUCGCGGGCCUGAGUCCGGAUAUUCGAUGGUUUGAGUAUGACUUUGAGAAGGUCUUUGCUGCCGGCCGCGAGGCGCAUGGGGAGAAGAAGAAUGAGGUCGUGUCGGCUGAGAAGACGGCGGCGGAGGUCGUGGUGAAGGAGAUUGGGGUGCCCGACCUUGCGAAGCAGGCCAGCGGCAUUCCCGGGCAGGGAUGA
Messenger RNA from Eremomyces bilateralis CBS 781.70, 606 nucleotides. Its product is annotated as Scytalone dehydratase plus inhibitor. The coding region runs from base 1 to 606 and encodes 201 amino acids. Gene Ontology annotation, biological process: melanin metabolic process. The transcript has 2 exons. NCBI's taxonomy places the organism in Eukaryota, Fungi, Ascomycota, Dothideomycetes, Eremomycetales, Eremomycetaceae. Gene Ontology annotation, molecular function: scytalone dehydratase activity. The record is from RefSeq and is a predicted model, not a curated record.